CAGAAAAAAAAAAGGAUAAGACGCUUAUCAGCUAUGCUUCCGUAACCCAACCAGGCGUCUGAGUGUCUGUCGUAAAGCGAAGUGAGGUUGAGAUGUCAAUAAUGUCGAUUUGUUCAGCGAUAUCAGGGUGUUACUGGCGGAGCCCAGAUUUGUUGAGCAAUCGGGAGUCGAAGUCGUUUCUGAAAGUGAAAGCGGGGAGCAGCAGGAGGCCGAGAAGAGCGAUGGUGACGAUGAGCAUGGAGACUGGAGUUGGAGUGAUGGGCACGAAGCUGGGCAUGAUGAGCUACUUCCAGGCCGACGGAGAGGUGGUCCCUGUGACGGUGGUGGGCUUCAAGGAAGGCAAUAUCGUGACGCAGGUGAAGACGGAAGCAACUGACGGAUACAGUGCAGUCCAGGUCGGGUACCAAAGGGUGAGGGACAGAAAAUUGACUAAACCCGAAAUGGGUCAUCUCCAGAAGGCUGGUGCCAUCGCCAUGCGCCAUCUUCAGGAGUUUCGCCUUCUCUCCGUCGACGCUUUUCAGCCCAACCAGCGUCUCGUCUUCGACCAAAUCUUCCAGGAGGGCGAUCUUGUUGACGUCUCCGGCACCACCAUCGGCAAGGGUUUCCAAGGUGGAAUCAAGCGUCACAACUUCAAGAGGGGUCUAAUGACCCAUGGUUCUAAGAGUCACAGACAACUAGGAUCAAUCGGUGCUGGAACUACACCUGGCCGUGUAUACAAGGGAAAGAAGAUGCCUGGUAGGAUGGGAGGAACCAAGAGGAAGAUUAGAAAGCUUAAGAUUGUCAAAAUUGAUAAGGAUCUUAAUGUGGUUAUGAUCAAAGGUGCUGUCCCUGGUAAGCCAGGGAAUCUUCUGCGAAUAACUCCAGCCAAGAUUGUUGGAAAGAACAUUCCAAAAAAUUAAUGUGUCAUGGUUUUUUGUUUUUAUCGUUUUUCUUACAUUCCUGUUUAUUAUCUUCUUAGUGUUAGUGUUGGCCUUGAUUAAUUAUCUGUAACUCUCUGCCCUUAUUGUUUA
Arachis duranensis is the source of this 1010-nucleotide messenger RNA. Its product is annotated as 50S ribosomal protein L3, chloroplastic. The coding region runs from base 93 to 899 and encodes 268 amino acids. Lineage: Eukaryota; Viridiplantae; Streptophyta; Magnoliopsida; Fabales; Fabaceae. The transcript has 2 exons. Gene Ontology annotation, molecular function: structural constituent of ribosome. Gene Ontology annotation, cellular component: chloroplast envelope; ribosome. Gene Ontology annotation, biological process: translation. The record is from RefSeq and is a predicted model, not a curated record.